CUAUUCCAUGUUAAUUAUCCUGAUUCUUUUAAUUUCAAUGAGGCAGUAUUAGAUAUAACACAUCACACUUUCACAUAUCCCUGUACUGACCAACUCCAUGGAGCAGAGUCCCUCUUGAGAAGUAUGCUCAGCUGGUCAAGGAACUCUUUGCCCGUUAUGGACCUAAAAGUUUCAAUAUUGUUUUCACAAGAACCAGCCACCAGUCCCUAUCCUGAAUCAGAUAAAUAUGUGCAUAGGUCUACCAAGUGUAUAUUUUAAUCUUUACGGUUUUUAGAUAACAAACUUGGAUGUUGUGAAUUAACGACCAUUAGGAGGGAAACUAUAACAAACCAAGUAGGCAGAAAAUUAAUUGCUUGCUAUGGCUGAAGUCAAGGUGGAACUAGACUUGGAUAGUGAGAGUGAAUCCAUGUCGCUAACCACUGACGAUGAGAAUGAUGGAGUGAGUUCUGUAACAAUACCUAUAAUGAAGUGUGAAGCAGAGCUUAACAUGGAUGAAAUCAAAGAAGAAUCAGAAUCAGAGAGCAACAAUUUCUUAAUGUCAUCCCUCAAUGAAGCUCAGCUGGUGGAGGGGAAGAAUGAAUAUAAUUAUGUAUCAAAAGUACAGACUGAAGUCAAGGAGGUGGAGCCAUGGAAUUUUGUUACAAUCAAGGAAGAGUACAAAGAAGAAGAAGAAGAAGAAGAUGAUGAUGAUGAUGAUGAUGAUGAAGAAGCUGAUGACACAGCAGAGGAAGGGGAAAUGAGUGUGGACAGUGUGAAACAUUUUACGAGUCACCAAGGAGUUCCUGUGGUGGAGGAUUCUCAUUUCACAGAGCCUGAGUACUGUCUUGGUAAGGAAACUGAUAUUCCUAAUGAGAACAGCAAUUCUAUGAAUAGUUCUAAAUUGGCAACCAAUGAAAUACAAAAAAGUAAUUCUCAUAAAAUGAGAAAUGGUAGAGUCUACAAAUGUGAAGUUUGUAAUAAGCAUUUUUCAAGCCAUCAUAAUCGGAAGCAACAUAUGCGUAUCCACACAGGAGAAAAGUCGUUUAGUUGUGAUAAGUGCGACCUGAAGUUUGCUCAAAAAGGAAACCUGAAGCAACACUAUCGUAUUCAUACUGGGGAAAAACCAUAUAAGUGUUUGUUAUGUGAUAAAGUUUUCUCUCAGCAUUCGAAUCUUAUGAGUCACAAACGUACUCACUCUGGAGAGAAGCCGUAUGAGUGUGUUAUAUGCAAUAACCGAUUUCGAGGACGUGGAUAUCUGAAGCAACAUUAUCGAAUUCACACGGGAGAGAAACCAUUUAAGUGCGAUGUAUGCUUUAAGAAUUUUAGAAGAAAGGGGGACUUGAAUUGUCACAAACGAAUCCAUGAAGGUGACAAUCCUAUUAAAUGUGAAACUUGUUUGAAAGUGUUUCCUCGCAUUGCUGAUCUUGUGAGACAUAGGCGCUGCCACACCGGAGAGAAACCAUAUGAAUGUGAUGUAUGUUUGAAAAAGUUUUCUGCGAACGGAAACCUGAAGGAACAUUAUCGUAUGCACACGGGAGAGAAACCAUAUAAAUGUGAUGUAUGUAAUAAAACUUUCUUUAGAAGUGGCGAGUGUUCGCGACAUAGACGUACUCACUUUGCACAGAAAGCUCGCUGAUGCAUGAUUUAGGAGACAAAGUAAAACUUGGAAACAUGAUGAGAUUUAAGGUUCUCAUGGGUGGGUUGAGGGAGAGCAGGUACAAAGUUGACUGCUGGGAUGUGGUACUGUAGUCAUAGAAACUGGCAUUUCAUAGGUGCUCCACUGCCUCCAACAUCGGGGUGAUGACUUGUAGCACAACAUUCCAGAACACAGUCAUCUUUGAAGUUGAACAUUGUGUUAUUUAACUGGCCAACUGGUAGGAUAAUUUGAUGUGUAAUUCUACCUUUCCUUGUAAUCCUUCAAACUCUGUAUGUGGCAUGGGGAAGAUAUGUGAAGAACAUUUUUAGUCCAACAAAAUUAUUAUUAUUUAUAAGAGUAUUGUACCAAUCCCUGGUGAAUAUGACAGAUGAGUAUAGAGGAUUGGUGGAGGGAAACAUAAUUACUUGUUGAGAACCCGUUCCAACAAUACUGUGUCCGCUGCAUAUCCCAUAUGGACUACCUUGGGUUUGAAUCUGAGUUUCUACAGAGAAAUGUGCAUCUAACCACUUGAGCUGUCACAUGGCCUUAAAUUAGUAUUUCUUGAAUUGCAGCCAUGGUACAGAAACUGCUGAAAAGUAUGGUAACUAAAAGAAGGAGACUGAAUAGCUUUUGCUGCAGUAAAAUACAAAGGUCUUAUUUUAUUUAUAGAGUGGUGAGCUUGUGUAUUGAAUGAUAUUUUUAUAUCAGUUCUGCCCCUGGUAGUGUGUGCUUAUUGCUUUUUUCUCUUGAGUCUGUUAACAGUUUUUAAGCUUAUGAAUUUUGAAAUGUGUUUUUUGGAAGUUAUUACACCAAUUCUUUUUUAAGGAUUACUUCAAACUGUCUUGGACUGCAGGCAUCAUCAGCUGAUUAAAUUCAUUAGAUACUGAACUAUCUUCAGAUGUAAGAAAUAUUAAGUCUGAAAAGGAAAUUAUCAUUAAGACACAUUGCAUUUUUGUGGGGCAAACUCAGUUGAAUAUAUGUUAUGAUUAAAUGAAAGAAUAUAUAGUAGUCUUGCAGAAUUAAAUUGAACAACUAGGACAUGUUGCAUGUACUGUAUUUACUUGUGUAUAUUACUUGCACCCUAAUUUUAAAAAUGAUUAAAUUUGAGGAAAAGAACUGUUGAAUACACAAGUAAAUGUGGUAUAUAAUUUAUGAACUUUAAUAAUAAGCAUGAAAUAUUUUUAUAAUGUAUCGUGUAUAUUUUUUUUACAAUAAUUUGUAGAAGUUGUGCUUUGUGUGCUGUGCUUUUGUGCCUCUUUAUUAUUUAUUACAGUCAUUUUGCUUAUAACAUAUAUUCAUUAUGUGAAAUGCCUAUAGUGCAAUUGAUUUACAAUAGAAAGCUGUUUCUAUAAUACGUGUGCAUUUUGGAUAUGAUGCUAUUGAAAUAAAGCAAGCAAAGAAAUUAAGAGAAGUAAACAGUAAACACAGGUAUGUAUCUUGUUAUGAAACAGUAAUAUGUCCAAAUUAAUAAUAGGAUUAACUUCUACAAAAAAAUUACAUUUAUGAUGAUGAAUAUGAACUCUCAAACCCUAACUCCUCACUCCUAGUUGAACCAAAGGUUUCUGUGAUGUAACUUUUCAUAAUGCAGUGUUUUCAAAGAAUGCAACUAUCUCAUGUAGUUGAAAUGGCUGUAUUUGUGCCAAGAUGUGGUUUAAGAUCAUCAAUAGGUAUCUUUUUAUUAAUAUUACUUACCAUAUUUCAAAUAAGGUUAUUAUUUCAGAAAGUGAUCAAAAUAGAUUUUCUCUGAGUGCAGGUGAAUGCCAUCUGUGAUUGUUACUUGUAAUGAUUUGUCAUUGCUAAUUGUAGGUUAGAGUAUGUUUAAGUUUUCAGACAAACUAUACCACCCUUAUAGAUUGCGAAGAAUAUCGGAAAAUUAGUGACAGCGGUUUCGUCUUGUGUUUUGGAACAUUGGCAUUCAUUAACAUGUAAUUAUAUUUUAAGAAUCUUCCAAUUUUGCUGUUGUAUCUGAGAAGGAAUGUAAAGCAUGUUUAUAUGAUUCAGGGAGUGGGAGCAUUUUUUCAGCAUUUGAAGAAUCAUCUUUAUGUGGUGAAAGGUGAGUAUAACCUUGGGAAUUAUAAGUAAUGCACUGCUACACUGUGGUGUGAGCAAUGAACUAAAUGUGUGUGAAUUUUAAACGUGGGAAAUUUGCUUCAUUAUAUCCUGACAUGACCCUGUUUUCCUUAUCAGGAAAUAGUGUAGAACAUAAUACAGUGAAAAGAUGCAUAGAAUACAGGAUGUGAUGUUUUGAAAGUAAUGCAUGAGGUAGAUAAUGCAGCUAGGAAGAUAUAUAUAUGCUUUGAAUGUGUACAUUGCAGUGAAUGUGCAUUGACUUGUCUAACAUGGACAUGGCUUAAGGAAAUAAAUUUUUGUGGAAAGAAAUGAGGAAUAGCCAAAGCGGAAUAAAUGGGAUUUAGGAGUGGAGAGAUUAACAUACUGAAGGGUAUGUGUUAACAUGACUGCGGUUUAUAUAGUGUUAUUUUGUGACAUUAUACUGAAUAAAAGAUUAUUCUAUUGGUUCCAGAA
Zootermopsis nevadensis is the source of this 4138-nucleotide messenger RNA. RefSeq lists its product as uncharacterized. Gene Ontology annotation, cellular component: nucleoplasm. Gene Ontology annotation, molecular function: RNA polymerase II cis-regulatory region sequence-specific DNA binding; DNA-binding transcription repressor activity, RNA polymerase II-specific. Gene Ontology annotation, biological process: regulation of transcription by RNA polymerase II. NCBI's taxonomy places the organism in Eukaryota, Metazoa, Arthropoda, Insecta, Blattodea, Termopsidae. The record is from RefSeq and is a predicted model, not a curated record.